Messenger RNA from Erpetoichthys calabaricus (reedfish), 11878 nucleotides. Its product is annotated as mucin-5AC-like. Gene Ontology annotation, cellular component: extracellular matrix. Gene Ontology annotation, molecular function: protein binding. The record is from RefSeq and is a predicted model, not a curated record. The transcript is spliced from 50 exons. NCBI's taxonomy places the organism in Eukaryota, Metazoa, Chordata, Cladistia, Polypteriformes, Polypteridae. Bases 18 to 11156 code for a protein of 3712 amino acids.
AACCCAAUCAGGGGCAGAUGGAGCCUGGUGGGAUGGCACCCUUGUGGAUGCUUGUUUGGAUGGCAUCUCUUUGCUAUGGCUCUCUGCAAAAUGUGCUACCUUUGCCCGGUGAAACUGAUGGACAGAAAAUCAACAUUAUUCCAGGAAUGACAAUACCUAUUAAAACUGCUGUCAGCCCUGCUCACAACGGCCGUGUGUGCAGCACAUGGGGGAACUAUCACUUCAAGACCUUUGAUGGAGAUGUUUUCCAGCUUCUUACCCAGUGCAACUACAUCUUUGCCUCCCACUGCAAAAGCAUUUAUGAAGACUUCAACAUCCAGGUCAGGAGGAGUGUAGUGGACGGCAUCCCAGUCAUCAGUAAGAUUACCAUGAAGCUGGAUGGCACUGUGGUGCAGUUCUCCAAGAGCGGAGUCUUAAUCAAUGGCCAAGAGGAAACCCUUCCCUACAGCAGCUCUGGAGUGUUUGUUGAGAAGAGUAAUUCCUACAUUAAAGUCACAGCCAAACUUGGCCUCAUGGCAAUGUGGAAUGAAGAGGAUGCAUUAUUGUUGGAGAUAGAAGAGAAGUAUGCAAACCAGACCUGUGGACUGUGUGGGGACUUUAAUGGUGUCCAGAUUUAUGAUGAAUUUAUUAAGAACGAUGUACAAAUAAAUUCUGACGACUUUGGCAGCUUUUGGAAAAUGGAUGACCCAAUGGAAACUUGCGUAGACAGCUCUCCUCAGACUGAGCAGCAGUGUCCUGAUCAGAAACAAUUAUGUAGUCAGAUUCUCAGCUUACCUGCUCUGAACUCGUGUAGGGAUUUGGUUCCCAUGGAUGCAUUCAUUGACUCUUGUAACAUGGAUUUGUGUUACUGUAACAAGUCCACCAGCUCCUUCUGCCUGUGCAGCACCAUUUCUGAAUAUUCGCGUCAAUGUGUUCACGCUGGUGGGGAACCCCAGGUUUGGAGAUCUGAGCAAUUCUGCUAUAAGGACUGCCCAUUUAAUAUGAAAUAUCAGGAGUGCGGCAACCCCUGUGCUGACACCUGUACAAAUCCAAGCAGAAGUAGCACAUGUGAACAACACUGCGUUGAUGGAUGCUUCUGUCCCCCAGGUACUGUUUUAGAUGAUGUUAAUGGAAAAGGUUGCAUUUCUGUACAAGACUGUUCUUGCACCUACAGUGGGAAAACAUAUAUGCCUGGAGAAUCCUUUUCUGGAAACUGUCAAACUUUCAAUUGCUCUGGUGGGAAAUGGGUAUCUGAAAAGCAAGAUUGUCCUGGCACAUGCUCUUUAGAAGGAGGGUCUCACAUCACCUCUUUUGAUGGACGCCUUUUCACCUUUCAUGGAGACUGUUCUUAUGUCCUUGCAAAGAUUUGCAGUAACUCAGCCUUUGCCAUUCUGGGAGACAUUAUGAAGUGUGGCCUGACAAAUACAGAAACCUGCCUUAAGAAGAUAAUUUUAAAUAUUGGAAAUAACACCAAUGUGAUCGUCAUCAUGUCUUCUGGCAUUGUCUUUGUAAAGGACGUCUUGGCUCAGCUACCACUGUCUACAGAGGGUGUCACCAUCUUUAAACCCUCCACAUUCUACCUGAUCAUCCAGACUUCAUUUGGACUCCAGCUGAAGAUCCAGCUCAUUCCCAUCAUGCAGGUGUACAUCAAAUUAGAUCAAUCCUACAAACAACAGACUUGCGGUCUUUGUGGCAAUUUUAACAACAAACAAGAAGACGACUUCACAACAAUGAGUGGAGUGGAAGAAGGAACAGCAUCAACCUUUAGCAACACAUGGAAAACUAUGGCAGGCUGUCCUCAAGUCCAGAAUUUUUAUGACAAUCCUUGCAGCCUGAGUGUUGAAAAUGAGAGGUAUGCCAAGUACUGGUGUUCAUUCUUAACCAAUUCUGUGGGUCCAUUUGCUGAGUGCCAUUCUGUGAUCGACCCUGCUCCUUACAAAGCAAACUGUAUGUAUGACAUCUGCAACUACGAGAAAAGUGAAGAGUCCAUGUGUGCUGCCAUUUCUUCCUAUGUGCAAGCCUGUGCUGCCAUUGGUAUAGAGCUGAUAGACUGGAGAACCACCAUCUGCACUAAGUACUCAACCAACUGCCCUAGGACUAUGGUCUACGGAUACAAAAUGACUAGCUGUGGCCACACUUGCCGAUCCCUCAGUGACCAGGACAUCACCUGCAAUGUGCCAUUUGAGCCUGUGGAUGGCUGUGGUUGUGCUGAAGGGACUUUUAUGGAUGAGGAUGGAAAGUGUGUCUCUGCAGAUUCCUGUCCUUGCUAUUACAAGGGGACUGUAGUACCAGCACAGGAGGUGAUUAGUGACGAAGGAACCACAUGCACCUGCCUGCAAGGGAAAAUGAAAUGCAUUGGACUCCAGUCAGUGCAGACAAGCUGUAGUGAACCGAUGGUCUUCUUCAACUGCAGUGGUGCUCCAUCAGAUAGUUUUGGUACUGAAUGUCAGAAAAGUUGCCAGACACUAGACAUGAACUGUUAUAGCACAGAAUGCAUCUCCGGUUGUGUUUGCCCAGAAGGUUUGGUCUCAGAUGGAAAUGGUGACUGUAUCCCAGAGGACCAGUGUCCCUGUGUACACAAUGGAAAAUCCUACCAACCUGGGGAGAAAAUUAAAGUUGACUGUAACACCUGCACCUGCAAAGAGAGAAAAUGGAAAUGCACAAAUAACCAGUGCCUUGGUACCUGUGCCAUCUAUGGGGAUGGCCAUUAUAUCACUUUUGAUAAAAGAAGGUUCAGCUUUAAUGGAGACUGUGAAUACACCCUUACUCAGGAUUAUUGCAACAGCAGUCCAGACAAUGGAACCUUUAGAGUGGUCACAGAAAAUAUUCCGUGUGGAACAACUGGCACCACCUGUUCCAAGGCAAUAAAGCUGUUCCUCGGGAAUAAUGAACUCAAAUUGUCAGAAGGACAUGUUGAGGUGAUCCAAAGAAACACUGGAACUGAAGUACCUUACAAAAUUCGGAUAAUGGGCAUAUACCUUGUGAUUGAAGCUAAUAAUGGAAUGAUCCUUAUGUGGGACAGGAAGACCAGCAUGUUCAUAAAACUCAGCCCUAAGUUUAAGGGUGAUGUCUGUGGCCUGUGUGGAAACUAUGAUGGAGAUGCAAACAAUGAUUUCACCACCAGAAGUCUGUCAGUUGUUGUUGAUGCUCUUGAAUUUGGAAACAGCUGGAAGGUGUCACCAAGCUGCCCUGAUGCAAAAUAUGCUAAAGAUCCCUGCCUUUCCAACCCUUACCGACAGUCCUGGGCUCAAAAACAGUGCAGCAUCAUCAAAAGUGUAGUGUUCACAGACUGUCACCAUCAGGUGGACCCCAUCCCAUACUAUGAUGCCUGUGUGCAGGAUUCCUGUGCUUGCGAUUCUGGUGGUGACUGUGAGUGUUUCUGUACAGCUGUUGCCUCCUAUGCCAAGGCCUGUAAUGAAGCAGAAGUGUGUGUGGCAUGGCGGAGCCCAGAAAUAUGCCCUCUUUUCUGUGACUAUUACAACCCUCCUGGAGACUGUGAAUGGCACUACAAGCCCUGUGGAGCACACUGCAUGAAGACCUGUCGCAAUCCAAGUGGAAUGUGCUCUGAGCACAUUAAAGGACUUGAAGGCUGCUACCCAGAAUGCCCACCUGAAGAACCCUUCUUUGAUGAGGACAGCAUGAAAUGUGUUCCAAGUGAAGACUGUGGAUGCUUCGAUGAUGAAGGACACCAUUACCAAAAUGGAGAUCUGGUCCCUUCAAACAAUAACUGCCAGGAAUGCCACUGUAAAUCUGAUGGCAUACAGUGUGACUAUAACAUAUAUGAGUGCUAUUGCAUCUAUAAUGGGAACAAGUACCCUUAUGGAGCAACAAUUUACAACACCACUGAUGGAUUAGGAAGCUGUAUUACUGCCAAUUGUGACCUGAAUGGAACAAUUCACAGAGAAAUUUACGCAUGCACCACAACGCCUACAACAACCCCCACAACAACAACAGCUUCCUCAACUACAGUGUUUGCUUUCAGCACACUGCCUACAAAAACAGCUGACGUUACUUCCUCUUGCUUAGAGGAGAUCUGUCAGUGGUCUGUUUGGUAUGAUGUCAGCCUACCAACCAAGGAGAAUAAGGGUGACCAAGAAACUUUUGACAACAUUAAAGCAAAUGGAUAUUCAAUUUGUUCAAAUCCACUAAAAGUGCAAUGCAGAGCUCAACAGUAUCCUAAUACUCCACUGAAUGGUAUUGGUCAAGUGAUUCAGUGCAAUACAUCUUUUGGUCUAAUAUGUAAUAAUGAAGACAACCCAUCAAUAUGUCUGAACUAUGAAAUAAGAGUUCUCUGCUGUGACAUGCUACCCUGUGGAAUCAAGACAUCAACAUAUUCUUCAACAACUGAGGCAAACACCUUGGUGUCAACGUCCAUCAAAACCGCCACUCCUCCUCUAACAACAACACAGCCACAAUACCCAAGUACAUCUCAGGAGAGCACAGUGACUCCUACUCUUCAAACGCAAACAACUCCAACUGAAAUAUUUACAUCUACUGAGAUUCCAACACCAUUAUCCUCUAGUCCUCCAACAUCGUGCAAGCGUAAAUGUGAAUGGUCUAGAUGGUAUGACAAUAGUUAUCCACUGUUUGGACCAUCUGGAGGAGACUAUGAAACAUAUAACAAAAUAAUUGCAGCAGGUGGGAACAUAUGUAAAAAUCCUAACCAAAUUGAGUGUCGGGCAGAAAAAAACCCUGAUAUUCCGAUUACUGAAGUUGGACAGAUUGUAACAUGUGAUAUUUCCCAGGGGCUCAUCUGUAAAAAUACAGAUCAAGAAGGUGAUUUUCCACUGUGUUACAAUUAUCAGAUUCGAGUACUGUGUUGUGAUCAUUUUAACUGUGAAACAACAUCAUCACCACUGUCUACAAGUAAACAUGUAAUGACAACAUCUGCAAAAAUAUAUACCACAACAGCAAUUACCCCUACGUCUCAAUCACCUGGAACCAUGCCAAUAACAACUGCUGUCACAAAGGAGGUAACAACAAAAACUAUGCUGCAGUCUGAAACAACAACAACAUCAGUUAAUAUACCGACAACAUCUGUUAGCACUAAAAGCACAGCCACCUCAACAGCAAUAACACCAAAACCAACAAGUGCUAAUGAAACUCCUACUAAGAAAACUACAAUCCCAGAAACAACAAGAAUUAUUACUUCUGAAGUUACAAUAUCUACUGAGCAACCCACCUCAUCCACAGCUACAACGGAAACAACAGGCACACCUAUUAGUACAGAAAUAACCUCUGUCAGUACUGAAGGCACUUUCACUUCAACAACUUCAACACAAAAGCCAACAACUCCAAAAGAAACUACACUCAUAGAAACAACAAUAAUCACAUCAGAAUCCACAAUUGCCUCAUCUCAUUUUACAUCAGGCUGCACUCCGAAAUGCCAGUGGACGUUCUGGAUGAGUUCAUCCAGUCCAAGUACUGGGUCAAACGGUGAUUAUGAAACAUUCAACAACUUAAGAAAUGCUGGCUACAAUAUCUGUCCACAACCCAUGGAGAUUGAAUGCAGAGCAGUUCAGUUUCCUGAAAUGUCAGCUUCUGAUCUCCAGCAGAUCAUUACAUGUAAUAUAAAUUCCGGCCUCAUCUGUAAUAAUUCAGACCAGAAAGGCAAGUUAAAACUGUGCUAUGACUAUGAAGUACAUUUUUUGUGUUGUGGAGGUUGUGAACCUACAGAAAGUCCUCCAACUGAAACAUCAACUAAUAUAUUAACAACUGUUUCUGAAUCCACAAGUACCACUGGCACCACCACUUCUUCAUCAGUUGUUACGGGAAGUACUACAUCUCCUCAGACAAAACAUAUCAUCUCAACUACUGGCUUAAUUCCUACUACAACUUUUCUACCAGGCACAACUAUAGAACAGACAACCCCCCACACAACUGAAAGUACCACAAUAAGGGAGAUAACCACAGAAAAAACAACAGAACUAAAGACCACACUCCCUAUGACUAUAUCAUCCACAGAAGGCCCACUACCAUCCACAACACUAACAGAAGGAUCUACAUCCAUUUCUCAUUCUACAGAAAUUAAAUCGGCAACAACUGCUGUAACCUCUGAGACAACAACAAAAACUACUCUUCAGCCAGAGAUAACAACAAUGCUGGUUACUGAGCAGACAACCUCUAUCAGCACUGAAGGUACUUCCACUUCAAUAGCUACAACACCAAAGCCAACAACUGCUAAGGAGACUCCAACUUCAAAAAUUACAAUCCAAGAGACAACAAGGAUUAUGACAUCAGUAGUUACAGCAUCCACUGAGCAGACACCUUCAUCCACAGCUGUAACUGAGACACCAAGCAUCACUUCACCAAAAACUACUUUGGAAACUUCAAAACCCAAGACAACUUUCCCUGAGACAGCAACAUCCACAGAAAAGCCACAGAGAUCUACUACUUUAAUAGAGACAACUACGUCUGUUUCUCGUACUCCUGAGAUCAGGUCACCUACAUCUACAGCUGCACCAGAGACAACCACUAAAACUACCAUUGUGUCCGAGUUAACAACAACACCAGUUACUAAAGAAACAACAUCUGUAAGCACUAAAGGUGUGACAACAUCAACAGGUUCAACACCUAAGCCAACAACUCCUAAGGAAACUCCAACUCCAAAAACUACACUCAUAGAAACAACAAUUAUCACAUCAGAAUCCACAAUUACCUCAUCUCAUGUUACAUCAGGCUGCAUUCCAAAAUGUCAGUGGACUUCUUGGAUCAGUUCAUCUAGUCCAAGUAGUAAAACAAAUGGAGAUUAUGAAACAUACAACAGCUUAAGAAAGGCUGGCUACAAUAUCUGUCAACAGCCUAUGGAGAUUGAAUGCAGAGCAGUUCAGCUUCCUGAAAUGUCCACUUCUGAUCUUCAGCAAACCAUAACAUGUAAUGUAAAUUCUGGCCUCAUCUGCAAUAAUUCAGACCAGAAAGGCAAAGUGAGAAUGUGCUAUGACUAUGAAGUUCGAUUUUUGUGCUGUGGAGGCUGUGAAUCUACAGGAGUGCCCCCUACUGGAACCCCCACAACAGAAAGCACCACAAUAAGGGCUGUAACCACAGAGAAAGCAACUUCUGAGGAAACAACACAAGUGCCAUCCACAAUACCUGUAACUUCAGUACUUACAGAAAGGCCACUCACAUCCACAACUGUAACAGAGGGUUCUACAUCUGUUUCUUACUCUACAGAAAUAAAACCACCAACAACUGCUGAAACUCCAGAGACAACACCAAAAACUACUCUUCAUCCAGAGGUAACAACAACAUCACUUACUGAACAGACAACCUCUGUCAGCACUAAAGGCAUUUCCACUUCAGCAGGUACAACACCAAAGUCAACAACUCCUAAUGAAACUCCAACUCCAAAAACUACAAUACUACAAACAACAAGGAUUAUCACAUCUGAAGUGACAGCAUCUACUGAGCAGUCACCAUCAACCACAACUGUAACAGAGACAACAAUCACUGUUGCACCAAAAACUACUGUGGAGACUUUAAAACCCAAAACAUUGUUUCCUGUUUCAACAACCUCUACAGAAAGGCCAUACAUAUCCACUUCCUUAACAGAAACAACUACAUCAGUUUCUCGUACUCCUGAGAUAAAGUCACCUACAACCACUGCUGCACCAGAGACAACCACUAAAACUACUGUUGUGUCCAAAGUAACAACACCCAUUACUACAAAGACAACCUCUGUCAACACCGAAGGUGUUUCCACUUCAACAGCUGCAACACCAAAGCCAACAACUUCUAAGGAGGCCCCAACUCUAAAAACAACAAUACAAGAAACCACAAAAAUUAUCACUUCAGAAAGCACAGAAUCCACAAAACAGCCAUCCUCACCUACAGCCGUAGCACCAACUACAACCAAUCUUUUGUCAACAACUCGUGGAGAAACGAGUAAGACUACAUUACCUGUGAGUACAGCAUCUACAGAAAAAGCACAUUCAUCUCCAACUCUUAAAAGCACUACCAUUUUAACUGGUACACCCCCAAAGAACACAACUCCCAUGGAAACUACCAGCCUAGCGACUUCUACCCAUGGAACUACUACUACUGUCACCCCAGAAACUCCAUUUUCUUUAAGGAGUACCUCUCUUGUCUCACCUGCCUGCACUCCCCAGUGCCAGUGGACAUCCUGGAUCAGUUCAAAUUAUCCUACUUCUAAAUCCAAUGGAGAUUUCGAAACAUACACAAAUAUUAAGGAAGCUGGUUAUGAUAUCUGCCAGAAACCUAUGCAGAUUGAAUGUAGAGCAGUUGAAAUUCCUGAUGUACUCAUUUCAGAUCUAGAUCAGGUCGUAAUUUGUGAUGUCAACUCAGGUCUUAUCUGUAACAAUGCAGACCAGAAGGAGGAUAGUCCAUUUUGUUAUGACUAUGAAGUGCGCUUUUUGUGCUGUGGAGGUUGUGAACCUACAACAAAACCUGCACAUACAACACCGAAAAACACUCCUGCCCAUACAGAAACAAUUCCAACCACUGUCCAUUCAACCUCAGAGUCUCCUACAACAUUGUGCUUCUGCACAGUCUCUCAACACUCAUUCCUACCUGGUGAAAUUGUAUACAACAAAACAGAUGGUGAUGGCUGGUGUUAUAUUGCUUACUGUGGCAAAAACUGUCAGAUCGAAAAAAAUGUCACAGAAUGUCAUUUAACAAGUAUGACAACAAUGCCAUCAACAGCUACUUCUGCCAUAAAAACAACGCACACGCCGUCACUAAGUACAAGACCCCCAGUUGUAGAAUCAACAGUUGCUGCAACAUCAAAACCAUUCAGCACCCUUGAAAAAACAACCACAGCGCCACCUGACUGUAAUGAGCUGAACCCACCACGGAAGUAUGGCGAGUCCUGGAAUAUAGAUAAGUGUACAACAGCUACCUGUGAGGGAGGAAAUAAUAUCAUUCUGCAACCUGCAAAAUGUGACACAGUGAAGCCAAUGACAUGCGAUAAUGGACGCCAGCCAAUCAAGGUCUAUGAUGAAAGUGGCUGCUGCUUCCACUAUGAAUGUGAAUGUACCUGCUAUGGGUGGGGAGAUCCGCAUUAUGUUACAUUUGAUGGAACAGUCUAUGAUUACCAAGGAAAUUGUACUUAUGUUCUGAUGAAGGAGAUCACUCCUAAAUACAACAACUUCAGUGUUUUAAUUGAUAACUAUUUCUGCAGUGCACAACAGGGCCUAUCUUGCCCACGAGCAUUAACGAUUUAUUACAAAUCCAAUGAGAUCAUUUUGACCGUGCAGACCAUAAACCAACAAACCAAGAACCUGAUCUUAUUUAACCAGAAGCAAGUUAUUCCUGCAUUUGAGAAAGAUGGCAUUAAGAUCACUAGCACAGGAAUUGAGAUGGUUGUUGAAAUUCCAGAGAUCAGUGCCCACAUAUCAUUUAAAGGCAUGAUGUUCAGCGUUUUCCUGCCCUACUCUCUUUUCCAAAAUAACACUGAAGGGCAAUGCGGGGUCUGUGACAACAACAAGACUAAUGAUUGCCGCUUGCCAGAUGGAAGCAUUAAUCCUUCAUGUCCAUACAUGGCUCACCACUGGCGUGUGAAAGAUAACAAUAAGCCAUACUGUGAAAAUCCACCAGCAACCACUUCUGCACCCCAUACUGCAUCAACUCAUGUGCCACAAACGGUGCCUCAUACAUCAGUGGCCCCCUGCUUACCAACUAUAUGUGAACUCAUCAAAAGCGACCUGUUUAAAGACUGCCAUGAACUUGUUCCUCCUCUGCCUUUCUACCUGGCCUGUCAAUAUGAUGUCUGCCACAUGCCAAACACAAGUAUCGGUUGCUCCAGUCUGGAAUCCUAUGCAUCUCAGUGUGCUGCUGAAAACGUUUGCAUCAACUGGAGAAAUUCCACCAAAGGAGAAUGCAUGAUCAAGUGUCCAUCCACCAAGGUAUACAAAGCUUGUGGACCAGUGGUGGAGCCCACAUGCAAUUACAGGUACAAUGAAAAACACAUCAACAAAGACACAGAAGAGACUAUGGUAUUUAAAGAAGGCUGCUUCUGCCCUGACGAUAAAACUCUUUUCAAUUCCUUUUCUGAUGUAUGUGUCUCUUCUUGUGAUUGUACUGGACCUGAUGGUAUGCCCAAACAGCCUGGUGAAACAUGGCAGAGCAACUGCAAUGACUGUGUCUGUGACAAUGUUUCCAUGAGUGUCCAAUGCAGGCCUCACAUAUGCCCACAAGAACCAGCUGUCACGUGUUCAAACCCUGGAGAGGUCCUUGUAAUAGAUGCUGUUGACGUGUGCUGCAACAAGACAAGAUGCGAAUGUGAUUUGUCUCUCUGCCCCAAACCAACUGACAAUUGUGAACUGGGAUUCAAGCCAGUGUUCAGAACUUCUCCAGAUGAAUGCUGCCCCAUUUAUAGCUGUGAGCCCAAAGGAGUUUGUGUGUACAACAACACAGAAUAUCAGCCUGGAGUUCCUGUCAUCAUGGAAAACUGUUCUGACUGUACCUGUAGCUCUACCAUGGACCCAGACACCGAGCUGAAUAUCAUUGACUGCCAGCCAAUAUACUGUGACACCAACUGCCAAAUUGGUUUCACAUACCAGGAAGUUCCCGGACAAUGUUGUGGACAAUGUGUUCAAAAGGACUGCAUCAUUCUUUUGCCAGAUGGUACUGCUCACAUAAUUCAGGUUGAUCAGUACUGGAGUCCUGCUAAUGACACAUGCACUCGGUAUGAGUGCCUCAGGAUUGAAGAUCAGUAUGUCACGAUGGAAAGCAGAACAACUUGUCCAGAAUUCCAUGUUGAAGAUUGUGUUCCAGGAUCAGAGAACAUAUCUGCUGAUGGAUGCUGCCGUACCUGCACUCUUAAACCUAAGGACUGUAACAUUCAAAGGAAAACCACUACAAUUGUCAAGGAUGGGUGCCAGUCCAAAUCACCUGUGGAACUGACGUCAUGUGGAGGUUCUUGUGGAACAUACUCCAUGUAUUCAUCCGAGGUCAAUGACAUGGUGCACUCUUGUACUUGCUGUCGGGAGAGGGUCACUAGCAAAAAGCAAACUGAACUGCAGUGCCCUGAUGGAACCAACAUAGAGUACACAUAUGUAUAUGUGGAAGAAUGUGGAUGCCAAGAUACAGAGUGUGUGAAUCCCACACCACAGCAGCAGCAACAACAACAACAGCAGCAGCAACAGCAACAAAAUGGGCAAGUACAAGGAGGACAAAGCAACAAACGCAGAAAACGCAGAAGUCUGGCACACAUACAAUGAGUCUGCUUAAACUAACUGACUAAGAAUGAAUAUUUCUGCUUGCAAUUUUUUUAAACUGAGCUACAAUGUUUCUUCAUGAAUUUGUAUUUUUUGCUAUUGAAAUAAGGGGAGGGCUCAAAAGACAGCUAUAUCUACAACUUGAUUAUUUCAGCUUCCUGCUUGCUUACUUCUUCUUGGAGCAUUCAAAAAAUAUUGGAAGGAAGGUGAUACGUUUUGUGACAUAUUUUAAUGACAUAUAAGUAAAACCUUGCAAAACUUCAGCAAGGUCUAAAUAGAAAAAGGCCAUAAAAUAAACUAUGCCCAAGCAAAGCAACAGUCAUGACAGCUAAUAAAUAUACCUCUAUUGAUUCUAAAUGUUUACAAAAAGAAAAAGUGCAAUGCAUGACUCCGGAUUGUGAAAGAAAUGAUGAAGAAUUCAUAUUUGAACAUAAAAAUAGAAUAGAUGAACACAUAUUUCACUUAGUGUUUUAGAAUGAAAUGUGUAUUUGUUAUUAGCUGCUAUCCUGUUAAAAUUAUUUAGGUACUGCAGAGCCACAGCCUGAUGCACGUUUAAAUUAGGCAUUGACAAACAACUUUGGGCUCAGUGGCCUUUUCCAAUACAAACUCUUCAUAAGUUCUUGUGUGUUUUUUUUUCCAAGAAGAAAUUUUAAGAAUUGUAUUUUUUUUACCUGUCUGGAUGUAAAAUACUGAUCUGCAUUAAUAAAAUUUAGCACUUUGCAUUA